AUGAACCGUUACACAACCAUGAAACAACUUGGCGACGGCACCUAUGGCAGUGUACUCAUGGGAAAGAGCAAUGAGUCAGGCGAGCUUGUGGCUAUCAAAAGGAUGAAAAGAAAGUUCUAUUCUUGGGAUGAAUGUAUGAAUUUGAGAGAAGUCAAGUCUCUUAAGAAGCUGAAUCACGCUAAUGUGAUAAAACUGAAAGAAGUUAUCAGAGAAAAUGACCAUCUUUAUUUUGUGUUUGAGUAUAUGAAGGAAAAUCUCUAUCAGUUAAUGAAGGACAGAAACAAGUUGUUCCCUGAGUCAGUCAUCAGAAACAUUAUGUAUCAAAUAUUACAAGGGCUAGCUUUUAUCCAUAAGCACGGUUUUUUCCAUCGGGAUAUGAAGCCUGAAAACCUUCUCUGUAUGGGUCCAGAGCUUGUGAAAAUAGCUGAUUUUGGAUUGGCUAGAGAACUAAGAUCUCAACCACCAUACACAGAUUAUGUUUCUACCAGAUGGUACCGUGCGCCUGAAGUUUUAUUGAGAUCUUCUGUUUAUAGCUCUCCUAUUGAUAUAUGGGCUGUUGGUAGCAUAAUGGCUGAACUGUACACGCUGAGACCUCUUUUCCCAGGGACAAGCGAAGUAGAUGAAAUCUUCAAAAUUUGCCAAGUAUUAGGGACUCCAAAGAAGAGUGACUGGCCAGAAGGGUACCAGCUUGCGUCUGCCAUGAAUUUCCGCUUCCCACAAUGUAUCUCUAUGCACCUCAAAACUCUCAUUCCAAAUGCCAGCAAUGAGGCAAUACAGCUUAUGACUGAUAUGCUAAACUGGGAUCCAAAGAAACGACCUACAGCAAGUCAGGCUUUGAAAUACCCUUAUUUUCAAGUUGGCCAAGUUUUAGGACCUCCUCCACAAUAUUUGGAACAGAAACAAUCUGUUAUUAAACCUGUUCAGCCAACAGAGCCAAAGCCAAAUCUACCGAAAUUAGAACCUGUAUCAAAACUAGAAUCUGUAUCCAAGCCAGAAUCUCAGUCUUCACCUGAUGCACUUGACGAGACUCAGCCACAACUUCCAUCAAAGAUUAACCACCAACCUCUCCAGCAAAUCCAGCUGUCACAGAAUACAACUAACCAACAACUACCCCAACAGCAGCAGCCACAACCACUUCUUCCAGCCAUCAAUAAAAAUUCAUCACCAAAGCAAGCAAUCACAGGCCUUCAAAAUGGUGCAGUUGGUCUUAAAAAUUGCAGGAGACGAUGGGGUCAGACUCUGUUAAAGACUAUGGACAGUUGGGAUGACUUGGAGGACACAGAAUUUGGAAUUUCGUAUUCCAAGAAGCCCAGCAUUUCACAGUUAAAGGAAAAGAAAACAAAAGAGUUUUUGUUUAGCAUGCCAGAGCCAAAGGCCUUGGGCUGUAUCCAGUCAGGAGGGGAAAGCAAAGCUCUUAUGCGAAAUGACUCUGGAAUAUCAAAUACAUCAGCAAAACAAUACUACCUGAGACAAUCAAGAUAUCUUCCUGGUGUAAACCCCAAGAAUGUCUCCUUAGUAGCAGCCAGUAAAGAAGGCUCUCAAGGAAUCUGGAACAAUUCAUUGUUUUCUAAACCACUAGGGCCUACUGGAGGAGGUCUGUCUUUUAACAGAACGAAUGCAGAAGAAAACAUAAUUAAACCAAUUGAAAAACUGUCAUGCAAAGAAAGGUUGAAUGAAAAAUUGGAGGAGCCAAAAGGUAAUUUAUGGCAAUUUGCUGCUUACAACCCAUCUGGAGGAUAUAUCCCUUCCUUUCAUAAAAAAGAAGUUGGAUCAGCUGGACAAAGGAUACAACUAGCUCCUCUUGGUGCAUCAGCAUCAGAUUAUUCUUGGAAAACCAAAGCUGCUCGUGCUCAAUUACCAGGCCCUACUUACAAUCCAGCUGCAAAAAACAUGAAUAUCCUGACCCGCCCACCUCCAAUUCAACCAGUACAUGGAAGAACAGACUGGGUGGCCAAAUAUGGAGGACAUCGAUAG
Messenger RNA from Emys orbicularis (European pond turtle), 1974 nucleotides. RefSeq names its product male germ cell associated kinase (gene MAK). The record is from RefSeq and is a predicted model, not a curated record. Bases 1 to 1974 code for a protein of 657 amino acids. NCBI's taxonomy places the organism in Eukaryota, Metazoa, Chordata, Testudines, Emydidae. The transcript is spliced from 14 exons. Gene Ontology annotation, cellular component: cytoplasm; cilium; nucleus. Gene Ontology annotation, molecular function: ATP binding; protein serine/threonine kinase activity. Gene Ontology annotation, biological process: intracellular signal transduction; cilium assembly; intraciliary transport.